AAAUCCGUCACAUCAAGCCUUUUCAGCGUGAACCAGCAAUGGGACCAAAGGCAUGGGCUGCUCUCAAGGGUGUACACGCUCCUGCAACAGCGGCGGUGGCUGUGGUUUUGGAGCGGCAAAUGGCGGCACUUCGAAUUGACGAAGGCGAACCGGUGGAGGAAGGAGUGCAGAAAUUCUUCGACUUGUUGACACGGCUCCAAGGAGCUGACCUGAACUACAGCCAAGAGGGCAGAGGAGCAAGGGGAGGAAGAGGCAGAGGUCGUGGAGGCCGUGGUGGUCGUGGAAGCGAAGCGGCAAGCAUGAAAGGUGGAGACUACGACAAGGACUCGACUGAAGAUCGAUACCCGGGCCAAUUCUUCUUUGUCUCCACGCAAGCGGCAGCUGCAGCAGGAGGGUUCAAGUGUGUGAAAGGACCAGCGGAGGAAAGUGUUGGUGAAGAGGAGAGGCGCCGUUUUCACUCCUUGGUGGGCAGCCUCAUGUAUGCGGCCGUUCACACAAGGCCGGAUGCAGCCUUUGCUAUCGGGCAGCUGGCUAGGGUUGUCCAAUGCCCUAAUGAGGAGCAGUUAGCAGCUGGAGAGAGGGUGGCCAAGUACCUUGGCCAAACAGCAACUGUUGGACUGCAAUACUCCGCGGCGGCACAAAGGCGUCGAAAGGGUGCGGAUGGAGUCGAACCCGGGAGGCUCUUUCUCACCGCCUUCUCUGAUGCAUCUUGGGCAUCAGAACCAGAGGACAUGACAAGUGUGGGAGGCUUCAUCUGCUAUGUUGGUGGAGGUCCAACAGCUUGGGAGAGCAAGAAACAAGUGGACCAAGCAUUGAGCUCGGUGGAGUCCGAGUAAAAGGCACUCUUCCGUGCCAUAAGAGAGGUUGUGUGGCAGCGGCGUUUGCUAGCUGAAUUG
This is a messenger RNA of Closterium sp. NIES-67, 896 nucleotides long. NCBI's taxonomy places the organism in Eukaryota, Viridiplantae, Streptophyta, Zygnematophyceae, Desmidiales, Closteriaceae. The record is from the annotation of a GenBank genome assembly.